AUGGCCCCAAAGUCAGUCACAGACCGGCCACAACCAACUACACGCAGUUCCUUAUUGGGCAGGAAGCGCACUGAGUCAACCGGACGACGCCCGCCAGCUCAGAGGCAAACUACACUGACAUUCGAUCCAUAUUCCUCCGAUUCCAGUUCUUCCUCUGAUGAAGAUGAAUCUAAACAUACUCGGGGCCUCGACUCUAGGCAAGAAACGCAAUUCUCAGAUCGCGUCUCGAAAAGGUCUCAUCGAGGGUUGGAAGGUCCAUUCUCCAAGUUCCGACUCACCAAUGAGGGCUUUGAUUCCACGGGCAAAGUUUCGAAGCGGGAUGGCCGUCUCAAAUUGAACAUCACCGAAUCAGUCAACAGCGGGUAUUUUGCAAAGACAUUGGGGGCGGGACUAAAGAAACACCUUAUAGGCGCGGACAACGUUGAAAGUGCCACUUCAUCCGUCAAUGAGUCUAUCAAGACCUCGUCCGGUGGUGACCCUAUGGAAGAUACAAAGCGUCGUGUCAAACUCAACAUCGUCAUAAUAGUCAUCGGAUCGCGGGGAGAUAUCCAACCGUUUCUCAAAAUCGGAAAAAUUCUGAAGGAGGAUUAUGGACAUCGCGUACGAAUAGCGACACAUCCAGCGUUCAAGAAUUUCGUCGAGGGCGAUUCUGGCCUAGAGUUUUUCUCUGUUGGUGGCGACCCGUCCGAACUAAUGGCUUUCAUGGUAAAAAACCCAGGACUAAUUCCUAGUCUGGACACUAUAAAAGAAGGCGAGAUUGGCAGAAGGAGAGCAGCCAUGUACGACAUGUUUCAAGGAAUGUGGAGGGCGUGCAUAAACUCUACGGAUGAUGAAGGUGACAAGGCAAAUCUUAAGAUGAUGGGUAACAAACACCCCUUCAUUGCCGACGCAAUAAUUGCCAAUCCGCCAAGUUUCGCUCCUCCGCACAUCGCCGAGAGGCUGGGGAUCCCGUUACACAUGAUGUUUACGUUUCCAUACAGCCCUACCGUCAAAUUUCCUCACCCCCUUGCAAACGUCAAGAAAAGUAACGUCGAUUCACAAUAUACAAAUUUCAUGAGUUACCCAUUAGUCGAAAUGAUGACCUGGCAAGGCUUGGGCGAUUUGAUCAAUCGAUUCAGGGCGAAGACCUUGAUGCUUGAAGAAGUUUCAACAUUAUGGGCCCCGGGCCAACUUUUUCGAUUACGUGUCCCUUACACUUAUAUGUGGUCCCCGGGACUUGUUCCUAAACCUCACGACUGGGGUUCAGAGAUCGAAAUAGCUGGAUUCGUAUUUCUUGAUCUUGCGUCCUCUUUUAAACCUCCAGAAGACUUGGUUAAGUUUCUUGAAGCUGGUGAGAAGCCAGUGUACAUUGGUUUCGGGUCUAUUGUUGUGGACGACCCUGACAGAUUCACUAAGCUCAUCUUCGAGGCCGUCAGGCUUGCUGGCGUCCGAGCUCUAGUCAGUAAGGGCUGGGGUGGCUUCGGGAGCAACGACAACUGCCCGGAUAAUAUCUUUAUGCUGGAUAAUACCCCACAUGAUUGGCUAUUCCCGAAGGUCAGCGCAGUUGUCCACCAUGGCGGCGCUGGAACAACAGCUAUUGGACUCAAAUGCGGUAAGCCGACCAUGAUUGUCCCGUUCUUCGGAGAUCAACCCUUCUGGGGAGCAAUGGUUUCGAAAGCAAAGGCUGGCGCGCACGAUUGCAUACCUUACAAGAAACUCACUGCUGAAAAGCUUGCGGAGGGCAUCAAGCAGUGCCUGACAGACGAGGCUCGUGAAAAUGUUGGAAAGAUUGCCGAAAGUAUUGCUAAAGAGGGCGAUGGCGCGUUAAAUGCGGUUCGGUCUUUUCAUCGUAGUUUGCGCCUUGAAGGAGAGCGCAAUAUGCGGUGCCAGAUCCUCGAUGACAGAGUAGCCACAUGGAAGUUGAAAGGGACCAGUUUGCAGAUAUGCCCGCUUGCAGCAGAAUUGCUCGUGGAGUGGAAGAAGAUCAAAUGGAACGAACUUCGACUCUUGAGGCACAAUGAAUGGAAUGAUUACGGUGGUCCUGGUGAGCCAUUGACUGGUGGCUGGGGGGUUAUCGUUGAUACCAUUGAAGACGUGUUCACUGGUGUAGGACUAGUGCCAGUCAAGAUGGCAAAGAGCGUUAGGAAAAGGGAGCAAUAUUACGAAAAGAGAUGGAAACUGAAGCAAAGUGAAAAUCAUAAGAAGGAACUCCUUAAGAAGGCCGAUAAUGCAGUCAUUUCAAACAAUGGAUCGGAAGAGAAUGAAGGGACGGGAAAUCGGCCGGGAGCUGAUAGAAAGGAAUCGACAUUAUCAAAUGCCGUUGAGCCCGAGAAUUGGCUUGCUGAAGAGCUCGCGCAAGAGGCCGGGCAUGGUGUCAGAAAGACAGGUAGUGCCAUCAUCAAGAGCCCGAUGAACUUUACUCUUGCGGUGACAAAAGGCUUCCAUAAUGCCCCCAGGUUAUACGGCGAUGAGACUGUCCGGAGACCACCAAGGGUAACCGGGUUUCAUUCCGGCAUUCGCGCUGGACGCGAUGAGUUUGUUUACGGCAUCCACGACGGAGUCACUGGAUUGUGGCGUCAGCCAAUUGCAGGGGCAAAGGACGGUGGUCUCUUAGGAUGUUUGAGAGGAAUGAGUAUGGGCGUUGGAGGCUUCGUGCUCAAGGACAUUGCUGCUAUACUGGGACCGGGCGCCUACACUAUGAAAGGACUUGACGAAGAAGGCCGGAAAAAGUAUCAGCCAACGACCUUCAUCCGCAAAGCGCGCAUAAUCCAAGGUCAGAAAGAGCUAUCGGAACUAGGGCCUCGCCGAUCCCGUAAAAAGAAUAGCGAUGUGACUGGAGAGGACCCUGAUAUCUCUCGAAGACAGAAGAUCGAAUUGCAAGUAGCUGAGCGUUGGGAGUCCAUGCAAUCUCAGAUCAGCGAGGAGAAGAAAAUCCAUAAAUCUGGUAUCCGUGCUGCUUUACUGGGAACGUCCCAACGAAAAGAGGGAAACCCUGUACCACGAAAGACAUUUGGGCGAAAGCCUGCAACGAGCGCCGUGCCGAAAGCACAACCAAAAAAGCACCACUCAGAGCCGGUGAAUCAAGCUGAGCAAGUACUAUCAGAGCCAGCGCUAGGAUUGAAACGAGGCGAAACCGCCCCAGAUACGUCAAUGACGUGGGAAGAGAAGAACGAGAAGAAGAGAACUAAGAAACAGCACUUUGACAAUGUUGCUGGCCCGAUCAAGGAGGAAGCAAAGGAAGGUGGCAUUACAAAACAUCUAGUCCCAAACGCAUUCGACGCAAGUCGUGAAAACAAUGAAGAUCUCAACGAAAGCACCCGGCGCGCAAGUGUUAGUAGCAACACGCUCCUAUACACCAGUGAGCAAGAAUUCGAGUCAGGAAAGGUGGCGAAUGACGAAGAAGUCGGGUUUUCCAGAUCAAAAAGCGAUACAGCGGACUGGGCAGUAAUUCAAAAUGAUACAGUCGGAGCAGACCACCUGCGGGCACGCGGCGUCACAACAUAA
Molecule: messenger RNA, 3483 nt
Organism: Aaosphaeria arxii CBS 175.79
Lineage: Eukaryota; Fungi; Ascomycota; Dothideomycetes; Pleosporales
Product: glycosyltransferase family 1 protein
Exons: 3
Coding region: 1-3483 (1160 amino acids)
Biological process (GO): carbohydrate metabolic process
Molecular function (GO): UDP-glycosyltransferase activity; hexosyltransferase activity
Source: RefSeq, a predicted model, not a curated record